This is a messenger RNA of Rotaria sordida, 1287 nucleotides long. The record is from the annotation of a GenBank genome assembly. NCBI's taxonomy places the organism in Eukaryota, Metazoa, Rotifera, Eurotatoria, Philodinida, Philodinidae.
AUGUGUUUUCUUGGUGUUUUUGGCAUUAUUCUUAUGUCUAUUGUCAAUGAAAUAGAAUUUCACCAAAUCAAUGAUAAAUAUGCUAAACUUAGUUGGUUUAUCAAAUUAACUAUUACUUUAUCAACGAUUGUUCUUAUUGGGUUAAUAUUCUAUUAUCAUCGUUUAGAUAUAACUCUCAAUUCUAUUAAUAACUCAAUUGGUAAUUACCAUAUUACAAUAACAUACACGAAAAUAUUCUUUAUUGCAGUUGAAAUAUUAAUUUGCGCUAUACAUCCUAUACCUCGCUCGUUUCCUCUUCAUUCGAAUACAUCACUAGAAAACAUAAGUUCGAAUUCAACAAUAUCUACUCAUGAUACUUUUUCUACGGCUAUCGAUAUUCUACUUGGUGUGCCAAGUAAGUAUCAAUUUCUUGUUUCUCCUUAUCAGAUUUUACAAUCGAGUAAAUUAAUAGUGUUUGCUCGUCUUUAUUUGUUUGGUCGUGUUAUCAUGUUUCACUCUCAUCUAUUUCGUGAUGUAUCACUACGAUCCAUUGGUUAUCUUAAUAAAGUAUCAAUUAAUUUCUUCUAUCUUAUGAAAACUCAUCUUGAACGAUUUCCAACACUUUGGUUAACGGCAUUUUGUGUAACUUUCUGUAUUAUUGGAAGUUGGUGUUUACGUGCAUGUAGUUACUUGCCAAAUAAUCAACAUUUAUCAGUGGCCGAUUCAAUGUGGUUAUUCAUUGUGACAUUUAGUACAGUUGGCUAUGGAGAUUUGACACCUUCUUCAUACUGUGGACGAAGCAUUGCUGCUAUAAUCGGUUUGGUUGGUGUCUUUUCAACGGCUCUUGUUAUUGCUGUUCUUGCACAAAUGCUUUUGUUGAAUCGAUGGGAAAAAUAUGUGCAUAAUUUUGCAUUGCAGGCCGAAUUAGAGAAAGAACGUAAAACACAAGCUGCAAAUAUAGUUAAAUUUACAAUAAAAGUUUGGUUUUUGAGAAACAAAAAUAGAUCUGAAUUAUCUAUUCGAUAUCUUCAGGCACAACGGAAACUAUUUAAUUCCAUAGAUUCUCUUCAAAUUAUUAAACAAAAACAACGACAAUUAAUCGACCAUUGUGUUGAUCAAAUUGAUAUAAUUACUAUACAACGUAGUACAAAUGAUAAAACAUGUGAAAUUUCGAAGCAAUUAACAUUCCUGAAAACUAAAAUUGAUAACAUGGAAGAGAAACUUGUUGAGAUGAAUAUAAAUAUUAACAAUACAAUGAAUGAUAUACAAAAAACACUUCAUAUGUUGUUGGAUAAAGUUGAAAAAUAA